GAGCCAGAGCUAGGACUCCUGUGCUCCUUUUCACAUCUGCAGCCCGAGACAGCCUGAGACCGUGCAAAGCAAGGCACGAUCUCCCAUUUCCAGCUCACUUAGCCUGUGCUCUAUCUUAUGGGCAUCUGCUACAGCCUGGCUAAGGCACAACUGAACCCGGCCAGCAGGAGAUUAAACUUAGGCGCCCCUUUGGACUAUAUCACCCCCAGAGGAGGGAGAGAAAGCGAAGGGAGCUGAGCAGAGAACUCCAACAGCACUGCAGGAUGUUCUGGAAACUUUCCCUCUCCUUGUUCCUGGUGGCAAUGCUGGUGAAGGUAGCCGAAGCUCGGAAAAACAGGCCCCCAGGAGCCAUCCCCUCCCCGUACAAGGACAGCAGCAGCAACAACUCGGAGAGGUGGCAACAUCAGAUGAAGGAAGUGCUGGCUUCUAGCCAGGAGGCCUUAGUUGUCACUGAGCGGAAAUAUCUGAAGAGCGAUUGGUGUAAGACCCAGCCCCUGAGACAGACGGUCAGCGAAGAAGGCUGUCGGAGCAGGACCAUUCUCAACCGCUUCUGUUAUGGCCAGUGCAAUUCCUUCUACAUCCCUCGGCAUGUGAAGAAAGAGGAAGAGUCCUUCCAGUCCUGUGCCUUCUGUAAGCCCCAGCGGGUCACUUCGGUCCUGGUAGAACUAGAGUGCCCAGGGCAGGACCCGCCCUAUCGACACAAAAAGAUCCAGAAAGUAAAGCAGUGUCGGUGCAUGUCUGUGAACCUCAGUGACUCAGACAAGCAGUGAACGGCCACAGUGGCAGGAUGCUGCUCAGCAUUUAGGGGGGACCCCUCAGCCCACCUCCUGUCAGAUUUGCUGCUGCCUCUAUCCCUUUUCCUCUGAGCAGAUUCACGCACUGGCUGGUCCCUUCCCUUUCAAGCAGGCAGUUCUCUCGGGGGAUGCAGGUUUCCGUGUCACCGUGACCGGAAAUAGAAGCUUGGCUUAUGUGUUCCCAGGUGCCCCUUGGCAAGAUUCCUGCAUCCAAGACCAGGCUGUGAAGCAAGCCCUAAGGAAGAAGAUGGAAAACAGGCGCCAACCAAAAAGAAAGAAAGAAAUUGGAAGGAUAUUUUAGGUGAUGCACUGUUAAAUCCAGCAUUAAUGUUUCCACUGUGUGGGAAAAAGAAAAGAAAAGAAAUUUAUCUCUUUUUCAACCCUACACUCCAACCAUAACCACGUGAAGUGAAAGAUGUCUCUAUGGCUUCACUGUCACUGGAUUUCCCAACUGGGAGCUUUUCACUUUGUGGAUUUCAUGCCACCACUGCUGCCUGAGGCUGUGAUGUAGACAAGCACAUGGUUCAAAUAAAAACAAAACCAAAUUAUGGGGAGACUCUUGACAAGCCUGAUUACAAGAAGACGCUGGGAGUCCUUUGAACCAAUGAUUUGGCUUCCCUAGGGGACUUUGCUCAAGUCAUAGGAUCUUAUGAUCAUAGUUCUAGAGCUGGAAGGGACCUUUCAGGUCAUCUAGUCCAAUCCUCUUAUUUGACAAACGGGGAAACUGAGACUGGGAGAGGCAAAGCAAUUAAGCUGAGGUCACACACACUAGUUCAUGUUAGAGGCAGGUCUUGAAUACGGGUCUCUGACUCCAGAUUCACUGUACCACACUGCCUUCUCCUUCCCACCCUAAAGCAUGGGUUGGUGUCCGCUUCCUCGAAUUUUUGUUGUUGUUUCCCUUCCCCCCCAUUCAUGGACUUGAGACAGAUUUUGGUUUUGCAUGCUUUGUUGCUGCAAUUAGAAUAUUAUUACACACAAAGGUCUCUACAUUAACGCUGGUUUUUUAUAAUCAACCUGUAGUAAAGAGCUGUUAAAAGUAUAAUCAUCCUAUCCACGUAUUGUUUCAUGUGUCAAUUUUGACUGGCAUUGGAUGACAAUUCUGAGUAAACACCAAGUUGCUGGGGUGGAAAUCCUCCUCCACAUAGACCAGCUUCCUGGUAGUUAGAGGUGCAGAAGCUUGCGACUCAGAAACAUUUCCCCGUCAGCCAUUCAUUGCUAAAUAUCUAUGCUUGGGGAUGGGGAGGGUGGGGGAAACACUAAUUUCACUUAAGAUACUAGAGCAUCUUGGCACAGGGUGGGGGGAGGGCAGGAUUAGGGCAAGAAUGAAUUAGGUUAUUUGUCAAGUUGAAGAAUAAAAGCCCUCUUUACUUUUAAGGUGUUUAGAUACAAGAAAGAACACUAUUUUCACUGCCAUGACACUAAGCACAGACCUUUCCUGCUAAAAAGAAAGGGGAAAUUAAGAGACAAAGGAUUUGGGAUAUUUUUCUAUGCAGAGAGAAAUGAACAAUGGAAUGCAUCCAAUUAAAACUAAGUUAAGCCAUUAAAUCAGGGAUUCUUAACCCUUUUUUACAUGUCAUGGACCUCUUUGACAUUCUAAUGAAGCCUAUACAUUUCCCCAGCAUAAAUAUUGCUUUAAAAGAAUAAUGAAAGGAAAUACUAAAUUUCAGUUGGAGAUUUGUAAAAAUUUAAACAAAAAUACCACUUUGGGCAGCUAGGGAGCGCAAUGGAUAAAGCACAGGCCCUGGAUUCAGGAGGACCUGAGCUCAAAUAUGACCUCAUAUACUUGACACUUACUAGCUGUGUGACCUUGGGCAAGUCACUUAACCCUCAUUGCCCCGCCCCCCCAAAAUGACCCUUCAUCUUCAGGAAUACCCUGAAAUUUAUCCACAGGCCCCUCCGGAGUCCAAAGAUUCCAGAUUAGGAACCCUUCUAUUAAAGACUACAUGCAUGGGAGUUCCAGGGACAAAGUUUUAACUUUUCACAAAUGGGCCCUCAUCUUCACAGUGACAUAUCCAAUUUUUUGCAUUAGUCAGUUGACUAAAAAAAGUUUAGGUAACUGAAAUGAUUCAUUUAAGUUCAGCAAAUGCUUAUUAAGUGCCUAUUUACUUACAAGCUACCACAGUAGGCAGUGGAGUUACAAAGACAAAACAAAUGAAAUAUUUUUUCAAAAAGAUGUUUUCAGAAUAUGAGGUCCCCGGCCUCAAGUAACUGAUUGACAUCCUACAGGUUCUUUUUUUUUCGAUUGCAGCAAUAGCCUGUUUUGCUUUGUGAGAAAGAGGAUUUAUAAAAUCUUAUAGGGGGGACAGAAUUGCAUGUUUAUUAGACUCUACAUCCUCUGAAACAAUUUAGAGUCAUUUCUCAAGAAGUGACCCUCUUAUUCCCCUAAGAUUAAAUUGUUAAGAGACUCCUGUUAAGGAGGUUCACAAUGGCUCAGUUCCCUGAUCCAUGCGCGAAAUACUCUGUAGGAAAGAAUGAGGGUUCAUUUCUUUCUGACAUUCACCUGUUGAUUUUAAAAGGGUCUUCACAGGAUUUCAGGGGGAGGCCUGGGGAGCUAGAAGUCAUUAGCCUGUUUCCUUUCCCAGCCUCACUUCUUUAAUGUUUAUUAAUGAUUCAUAUUUAUGAGGAUGGGGAAUGUGCUACUGAAAAGUUAGUUGGCUUCAGCACCUGCCUUUGACAUGCUUCUCAAUUAAAUAAGUGGUGGCCCUAAAGGGAGCAGCACUAAAUUACUAUCUUGGUGAAGGAAGCUGGGGAGUGGGGUGUGGGGGUAGAUGUAGGCAGGUGAGAGCAGCAGGGGGAGGAGGAUGGGCGAAUCCUACCUAACUGCAGAACUGACAUUCUUAUACUUAGUAAUGAAUUAAAAAUAAUUCUGAGAUUACGAAGGUCAGCAGAAAAGCUAUGUAAGGAAGGAGCUCUGAGGAACCUAAAAGGACAUCCUUGGGUGAUUCUCUCUUGCAAAGCCAAUCCCUGUGACCAAGUUAGCAGAUGAUCAUGCAGAUUAAGCUAUACAUAAACACAACACAAACGUGCACACUCUCCAGGGGUAUCAAUUAAAGCAAUAGGAUAUGCUGCAGUGUGAAGCCCUUUAUGGAGGUUAUCGUAUGUAAAAAUUAAGUUUACCUUAUAAUGGUUCAAACUGUAUUUAAUUGUUUGUGGUUUUUUUUUGUUUUACAAAUGAAGAAAAAAGCUAUAAGUAUAAUGUAAUUAUUUUAUAGGUGUACUAUUAAAUUAUAGAACAAAUAAAGAUAC
Dromiciops gliroides (monito del monte) is the source of this 4040-nucleotide messenger RNA. RefSeq names its product gremlin 2, DAN family BMP antagonist (gene GREM2). Gene Ontology annotation, molecular function: receptor ligand activity; BMP binding. Gene Ontology annotation, biological process: animal organ morphogenesis. The record is from RefSeq and is a predicted model, not a curated record. Lineage: Eukaryota; Metazoa; Chordata; Mammalia; Microbiotheria; Microbiotheriidae. The transcript is spliced from 2 exons. The coding region runs from base 264 to 770 and encodes 168 amino acids.